Molecule: messenger RNA, 1348 nt
Organism: Cladocopium goreaui
Lineage: Eukaryota; Dinophyceae; Suessiales; Symbiodiniaceae
Source: the annotation of a GenBank genome assembly
AGCAUUCCCUUGCCCGACUCGGCCUUGGCCCAAACCAAAAGUUGGAGUCAUGAUUCCUCCAAAAAAACAGCCUACCCCGGCGGAGGGCCCAAAGGUGGCCACGGACGCUCCCCCCAUUUUCGUUGUCCUCCUGCCUGCGGGCGAGUCGGAGUUACAAGCGAAGGGGACGCAGAAAGUGGGCUGGGGUCAAGAUGGACUCAGCCCAAAAGGCAUCGAGCAAGCAAAGAAGGCGGGCAAACUGAUGUCGCAGAGCGGAAUCCAAUUUGACGCAGUCUUCACUUCCGUGCAAAAGCAGGCCGUUUACACUGCAUGGACUGCCUUGAUGGAGGGUCAUGAUUUGGCCGUCCCGCAAUACAAGUCCUAUCGCCUCAACGACCGGCACUGGGGGAAGUUGCAAGGCCGAAGUGAAAAAGAUUUGGAGCAGAGCUACGACAAGGAGCACCUCAAGAAUUGGAUGAAGGAUGCGCCUCCGCCUUUGGAGCACAGCAAUGUUCAACAUCCUAUGCAAGAUCCGCUGUACAGGGCUAUCCCGCAGACGCUUCAACCUGGGUCCGAGUCCAUGAGGAAUGUCUUCGAUCGCGUGCUGCCGCUCUUGAGCGAUAACAUCACACCCAUGCUCCAAAUGGGCAAGAGCAUCUUGGUUGUUGGACAUGACGCCUCAAUCUAUGCCAUGUGCCAGUUGUUGGAGGGCGACGAUGAAUAUGAAGAUGAGGAAUUUCCCCAGGGCGAGCCGUGGAUUCUGGAAAUCGAUCAGGAGCUCUUCGUCAGGAAGAAGGUGGUGUUGAAUGACGGUUUCUUGCGGCGCUUGCAGUUCCGCUUCUCCGACACCGCCGGCGAUCUGGUUCCAAGCAACCCUGAGAAGGCCGCGGGGAACGCCGGCAACGCCGGCAACGCUGGCAACGGGGAGGGCAAUGCAGCUCCGCCGAAGGUCAAGGAGGAGUACACCAUCGAGGUGACGAUUUUCUCCGCCAAGAACUUGCGAGAUGCGGAUUGGAUGUAUGGGACGUCUGACCCCUACUGUUGGGUCAAGACCAGCAACAAGGUGGCUGGAGGGGUGGUGGUAACGAUUGGCGGAUUUAGCUGGUUGGCGGGUUGGUGGAAGUUCAACCAGCGUGGUGGCUUCAGUCUGCCAGUGCUGGACCUGUCGCCCUUCAUGGGCCCUGGCUUCGGUGAAACCGAUCGCAUAGAAGCGGCCCGGGCUCUGGAUGACGCCUGCAGUAGUGUGGGUUUUUUCUACCUGGAGGGCCACGGUAUUGUCUCGGAGGAGAUCGAGCAUCUCCACCGCCUGGCAAAGCAGUUCUUCUCCCUGCCUACUGCGGUGAAGGAGAUCCGCCGGGACAGGGUUUGA